Aspergillus versicolor CBS 583.65 is the source of this 1527-nucleotide messenger RNA. RefSeq names its product sulfatase family protein. The coding region runs from base 1 to 1527 and encodes 508 amino acids. The transcript has a single exon. The record is from RefSeq and is a predicted model, not a curated record. Lineage: Eukaryota; Fungi; Ascomycota; Eurotiomycetes; Eurotiales; Aspergillaceae.
AUGCCCGCCGACAAAUGCCCCAAUAUCAUAUUCAUCAUGGCCGAUGACCAUGCAUCCAAGUCCAUCUCCUGCUACGGCGCUGGCAUCAACCACACCCCGAACCUGGAUCGACUCGCGACCGAAGGCAUGCGCUUCAACCACUGCUACGUGACGAAUAGUAUAUGCACGCCAUCACGCGCUGCAAUCCUAACAGGCACACAUAACCACGUCAAUGGGGUGGUAACACUCGACUCGAAGAUCAACAAGCGCCUGCCGAAUGUCGCGAAACAGCUCCGCAGCGGAGGAUACCAGACGGCCAUGGUUGGGAAAUGGCACCUGGGCGAGGGCAAAGAGCAUGAACCGACGGGGUUUGAUUACUGGAGUGUUGUCCCUGGACAGGGCGAGUACCAUGACCCCCAGUUCAUUGAGCCGGAUGGGAUGACGAGGGUCCCUGGCUAUGCGACCGAUAUCAUUACGGAUAAGUGUUUGGAUUGGAUACGGGGGCGAGAUGCUGAAAGGCCCUUUUUUCUGAUGUGUCACCAUAAGGCGCCACAUCGUAGCUGGGAGUAUGAUGCGAAGCAUGCUGAUCUGUAUAAAGAGCCUGUUCGGCUUCCGGACACGUUUAGCGAUGACUAUAAGAACCGGGCGAGGGCGGCGACGGUGGCGAAGAUGCGUGUUGCAGAGGAUCUUACAUAUGGGGAUCUAGGACUCGUGCAGCCUGAAGGCCCUGCUGAGAUUGUAGGCCCUAAGAUGAUAGAUCUGUGGUCGUGGCAUGAUCGAAAAGUGCCAGCGCCGGAAGAUGUCACAAAGCUGCGUCUGAUGGCAAAAGAAGAUGGGAGAGUCUUCACUUUCAAGACGCCCCAGGAACUCGCAGAGUUCAAGUUCCAACGAUACAUGCAGCGGUAUCUACGGACAAUUCAAAGCAUCGACGAUAACGUCGGUCGGAUGCUCGACUUCCUUGACGCGGAGGGCCUGGGGGAGAAUACCAUCGUCAUCUACACUUCCGAUCAGGGCUUCUUCCUCGGCGAACAUGGCUGGUUUGACAAGCGUUUCAUGUAUGAGGAAAGCUUCCAGAUGCCGUUCCUCAUUCGGUAUCCCCGUGAGAUUGCCCCGGGCAGCAUCUGCGAUGAUAUUAUCUGCAAUGUGGACUUUGCCCCGACAUUCUUAGACUUUGCGCAGACUCGUGUGCCAACGUACAUGCAGGGAGUCAGCUUCAGGUCCUUGUUGCAGCAGAAGCCUCCGGAGGAUUGGCAGCAAGUUGCGUAUCAUCGGUACUGGAUGCAUCGGGAUGUCAUACAUGAGGCAUAUGCUCAUUACGGUGUGCGCGAUCAGCGGUAUAAGCUGAUUUACUGGUAUAACGAGGACCUUGGACUCGGGGGUACUCGACCUGGAGGAGAGGAGAAAGAAUGGGAGCUUUUUGAUUGCGAGAAGGAUCCGUUAGAGCUGUUCAACUGCUACAAUGACCCUGAAUACGAGGAGGUUGUUGCGCGCAUGAAGCGGCUGCUACAGGAGAAGAUGGAGGAAAUCGGAGACGAGCCUGUUCAUUAA